This is a messenger RNA of Pangasianodon hypophthalmus (striped catfish), 7768 nucleotides long. RefSeq names its product phosphatidylinositol 4-kinase, catalytic, alpha a (gene pi4kaa). Gene Ontology annotation, cellular component: plasma membrane; cytoplasm. Gene Ontology annotation, molecular function: 1-phosphatidylinositol 4-kinase activity. Lineage: Eukaryota; Metazoa; Chordata; Actinopteri; Siluriformes; Pangasiidae. Gene Ontology annotation, biological process: phosphatidylinositol-mediated signaling; phosphatidylinositol phosphate biosynthetic process. The record is from RefSeq and is a predicted model, not a curated record. The transcript is spliced from 55 exons. The coding region runs from base 95 to 6481 and encodes 2128 amino acids.
CGCGUGUCCUAUCCUGCGUUCCGUACUGACUGCCUCUGUCAUCACUGCCUAGAGAUGCCUCGACAUUAAAUUUUCCUACUUUUGGAAAAUAACGAUGGCCUUUAAAGGGGGAUCGCGGGGGUUUUAUUUUAACACUGUGCUGUCUUUAGCCCGGUCCUUGGCUGCUCAUCGCCCGGCUCCGAUUGAUAAGGUCCAGAAGCUACAAUGCAUGUGUCCAGUGGAUUUCCGUGGCGUUUUCCAGCUGGACGAGAGGAGAAGAGAUGCCGUGAUAGCACUCGGUAUCUUCCUAGUGGAGUCUGAGCUGCAGCACAAAGAUACUAUCGUCCCGUACCUCCUGGGUUUGCUGAAAGGACUGCCGAGAGUGCAAUGGAUUGAAGAAAGCUCUGAGAGGAAGGGAAGAGAAACUCUCCCCGUAGCUGAGAACUUCUGCUUUUGCUUGGUCACUAUGCUCUCUGACGUCGCUCAGAGGGAUGAGACUUUACGAAUCCAGAUUUUGGAGGUUGUGAUGGACCUCAUGCAGGUCCUCCUUGAAAUAUGUCGCAACCCCGAGGAUCAAGACAAAGAAUACCUGUGUCGAUACACUCUGCCAUGUUUGCUGGGUGUGGUGCGAGCAUCUGGGCGCUACAGCAACACAGAUGAACCGCUGCUGUCCAAGCUGUUCCCGCGGACGACGGCGCAGCCGGUGACUGCCUCGGAGGAGCCGGAGUCAGUGAGGCGGCGCUCCUUCAACGACUUCCGCUCCAUCUUACCCAGCUCGCUGCUCACAGUGUGCCAGAGCGACACGCUGCGCCGCAAAACCAGCAGCGUCUCCAGCAUCUCCCAGCAGGCAAGUCCAGAACGUACAGGAUUGCCUCCAAGCUCUCCUGCUGACCCUUCUGCUCCUUACUUCGAAGCAGGAUCAUACCUGCCUGAUGGCAGUGCUGUAGACCCGGACUACUACUUUUCCACCAUCAGCUCCAGUUUCUCUGUGUCUCCGCUCUUCACUGGCAGCAGCACUAGAGGCUUCGACGUGCCUUUGGACAUGCUGAGGCGUCUCCUUCAGAUGAUUGAACAGUUUGUCGCUGAGACAUUUUUAAAGAAGCUGGAUCAAAUCAUGGUCGAUGUUUUGGAGAGCAAUCCUGGUCAUCACCUCUUCUACAAAACCUUCAGUGACCCUCUGUAUGUGGCGAUAUUUAAAAUGUUGAGGGACACGCUAUACUAUAUGAAAGACCUGCAGACGUCCUUCGUGAAGGAGGUGCACGACUUUGUGCUGGAGCAGUUCAGCAGCAGCCAGUCAGAGCUACAGCGCAUCCUGCAUGAGGUGGAGUCCCUGCACAGCGAGCUGAGCCCGCUGAAGUUACGAUGCCAAGCCAACGCUGCUUGCGUGGACCUCAUGGUGUGGGCGGUUACCGAGGAACAGGGUGCUGAGAAUCUUUGCACCAAGCUAUCGGAGAAGCUGCAGUCUAAGACGUCCAGUAAGGUCAUCAUCGCACACAUGCCACUGCUCAUCUGCUGCCUGCAGGGUCUUGGGAGGCUGUGUGAGCGCUUCCCAGUGGUGGCUCACUCCGUCACCAUGUCUCUGAGAGACUUCCUGGUGGUGCCGUCGCCUGUUCUGGUCAAGCUCUACAAAUACCACAGCCAGUAUUCCAGUGGAACCGGUGAGAUUAAGAUCCACGUGACCAACGAGCAUUCCCAGUCCACCUUCAGUGCCCACGCCAGUAAGAAAAGCCAGCCAUCCAUGUAUGAGCAGCUCCGAGACAUCUCCAUAGACAACAUCUGCAGGUGCCUGAAAGCAGGACUGACCAUGGACUCUGUCAUUGUGGAGGCGUUUCUUGCCAGCCUGUCCAACCGUCUUUACAUCUCACAGGAAAACGACAAGGAUGCUCACCUUAUUCCGGAUCAUACCAUUCGGGCAUUGGGGCACAUCGCGGUGGCCUUGAGGGACACGCCACGUGUAAUGGAACCCAUCCUCCAGAUCCUGCAGCAGAAGUUCUGUCAGCCGCCGUCCCAGCUCGAUGUGCUGAUCAUUGACCAGCUGGGCUGCAUGGUCAUCACCGGCAAUCAAUACAUAUACCAGGAGGUCUGGAACUUGUUUCAGCAAAUAAGUGUGAAAGCCAGCUCGAUGGUGUAUUCCACCAAAGACUACAAAGAUCAUGGAUACAGGCAUUGUUCCCUGGCCGUGAUUAAUGCUCUGGCUAACAUCGCGGCUAACCUGCAGGCUGAGCAGAAGGUGGAUGAGUUACUUGUAAACCUGCUGGAGCUGUUCGUUCAGCUGGGCCUGGAGGGCAAGCGUGCCAGUGAGAGAGCCAGUGAGAAAGGCCCAGCACUUAAGGCUUCAAGCAGUGCUGGUAACUUAGGAGUGCUCAUUCCCGUCAUCGCAGUGCUGACCAGACGUUUACCACCGAUAAAGGAGGCUAAGCCCAGGCUGCAGAAGCUUUUCAGAGACUUUUGGCUCUAUUCAGUCGUCAUGGGCUUCGCAGUGGAGGGCUCAGGUUUAUGGCCAGAGGAAUGGUACGAGGGUGUGUGUGAAAUUGCCACUAAAUCACCUUUGCUGACAUUUCCUAGUGGAGAGCCUCUGCGCUCAGAGCUGCAGUAUAACUCGGCUCUGAAGAAUGACACAGUCACUCCAGCUGAGUUGAACGAUUUGCGAAGCACCAUCAUUAACUUACUGGAUCCUCCACCUGAAGUAGCAGCCCUUAUCAAUAAGCUGGACUUCGCCAUGUCUACCUACCUGCUUUCAGUCUACCGGCUGGAAUAUAUGAGAAUGCUGCGCUCUCUGGAUUCAGACCGUUUCCAGGUCAUGUUUCGUUAUUUUGAAGAUCGAGCCAUCCAAAAAGACAAGUCGGGGAUGAUGCAGUGUGUGAUUGCGGUUGGUGACAAGGUCUUUGAUGUCUUCCUUCAAAUGAUGGCAGACAAGCCCAAGACGAAGGCUCAUGAAGAGGAGCUGGAGCGGCACGCUCAGUUCCUGCUGGUCAACUUUAAUCACAUCCACAAACGGAUAAGGCGCGUGGCCGACAAAUACCUCUCAGGCCUGGCAGAAACCUUCCCUCACCUGUUGUGGAGCGGCCGAGUAUUGAAAACAAUGCUGGACAUUUUGCAGACGCUCUCCCUUUCGCUCAGCGCUGACAUCCACAAAGAUCAGCCAUAUUACGACAUCCCAGAUACUCCUUAUCGCAUCACUGUUCCUGAUACUUACGAAGCCAGAGAGAGUAUUGUGAAAGACUUUGCUGCACGCUGUGGUGAGAUUCUGAAGGAAGCCAUGAAGUGGGCACCAUCCGUCACUAAAUCUCAUCUACAGGAGUACCUGAACAAGCACCAGAACUGGGUUUCAGGUCUGUCUCAGCACACAGGCCUUGCUAUGGCUACGGAGAGCAUCCUGCACUUUGCAGGCUACAACCGACAGAGCACAGCUUUGGGGACCAAUCAGCUCACAGAGAGGCCAGCAUGUGUUAAGAAAGAUUACUCCAACUUCAUGGCCUCGCUGAAUCUGAGGAAUCGCUAUGCAGGAGAGGUGGCAGGGAUGAUCCACUUUUUAGAGGCGACACGCACCACCUCAGACCUGAAUAAGAUGAUGAUCCGGCAGCUGAAUGAAGCUCUGGAAAGGCAGCAGCCGGAAGAAUUUACUGAGGCUAUGUUCAAAAUGGCAGCGCUUCUUAUCACCUCCAAAGACUGCGACCCGCAGCUCCUGCAUCACCUGUGCUGGUCCCCACUGAAGAUGUUUACUGAGAAUGGCAUGGAGACGGCUAUAGCCUGCUGGGAAUGGCUUCUAGCGGCUAGGACUGGCGUGGAGGUCCCGUUUAUGCGUGAGAUGGCAGGUGCCUGGCAGAUGACGGUGGAGCAGAAGGUGGGGCUGUUCUCUGAGGCAGCAGUGGAAGCUGAUCCUCUGGCGGCGUCUGAGGAGAGCCAGCCCAAGCCCUGUGCCCCCAACGUCAUCCCCCAUUACAUCUGGAUCGAGUUUCUUGUCCAGCGCUUUGAAAUCGCAAAGUACUGCAGUGCAGACCAGGUGGAGAUUUUUGGCAGCUUGCUGCAGAGGUCGCUGUCUCUCACCGUGGGAGGCCCGAAAAGCAGCCUGAACCGGCAUGUGGCAGCUAUCGGACCUCGCUUCAGGUUGCUGACGCUUGGUCUUUCACUGCUUCAUUCUGAUGUGGUUAGCAACGCCACCAUCCGCAACGUGCUUAGAGAGAAGAUCUACUCCACUGCCUUUGACUACUUCAGUGUGGCAUCCAAAUUCCCCACUCAGGGGGACAAGCGUCUGCGGGAGGACAUCAGUGUCAUGAUCAAGUUCUAUGCCAGCAUCCUUUCGGACAAGAAGUACCUUGCUGCUAGCCAGCUCGUGCCACCUGGUGAGCCUGGCGCCAAUCCCCCUCAAAGCUCGCUAUCCGCCGGGAUUUUCGGAUCGCUAAUCGUUUCCAGCACUUCUCCGAUAUCGAUCUUAAACAAUCAGGACCCGUCGCUGAACAGCCUGUCUGUGAUGACUGCUGCCGACCCCAGGAACACCAUGGACAUGUCAGUGGGGACGCGCCAACAGAGUGCCCAGGGCUGGAUCAACACCUACCCACUGUCCAGCGGAAUGUCCACCACUUCCAAGAAAUCGGGAAUAUCAAAGAAGAGUAACAGAGGCACUCAGCUGCACAAGUACUACAUGAAGCGCAGAACACUACUACUGGCUUUACUGGCAAGUGAGAUUGAGCGUCUGACCACGUGGUACAACCCACUGUCUGCCCAGGAGCUGGCCAUCUUUACAGAACAGUCUGUAGAGACCAGCAUUGCUAAUUGGAGGUCCAAGUACAUCAGUCUGAGUGAGAAACAGUGGAAAGACAACGUCAACCUGGCCUGGAGUAUCUCUCCCUACCUUGCCUUGCAUCUCCCAGCCAGGUUCAAAAACACAGAAGCCAUUGUAGCUGAAGUGACCCGGCUGGUUCGGCUGGACCCUGGCGCAGUCAGCGAUGUCCCGGAGGCAGUCAAGUUCCUGGUGACAUGGCACACUAUUGACGCUGACUCACCUGAAUUGAGCCACAUCCUGUGUUGGGCCCCUGCUGACCCCCCGACUGGCCUGUCCUAUUUCUCCAGCAUGUACCCUCCUCACCCCCUUACCGCCCAGUACGGAGUCAAAGUGUUGCGAUCUUUCCCUCCGGAUGCGAUUCUGUUCUACAUUCCACAAAUUGUGCAAGCACUCCGGUAUGACAAGAUGGGGUACGUGCGCGAAUACAUACUGUGGUCUGCACAGAAAUCCCAGCUGCUUGCACAUCAGUUCAUCUGGAACAUGAAGACCAACAUCUACCUGGAUGAGGAGGGUCACCAGAAAGACCCGGACAUUGGUGAGCUGCUGGAACAGAUGAUGGAGGAGAUCAUAAGCUCUCUGUCUGGCCCGGCUAAAGACUUCUACCAGCGCGAGUUUGACUUCUUCAACAAGAUCACCAAUGUCUCUGCCAUUAUUAAGCCGGUUCCUAAAGGCGAGGAGAGGAAAAGAGCUUGCCUCAAAGCCUUGUCUGAUAUCAAAGUUCAGCCAGGCUGCUACUUACCAAGCAAUCCUGAAGCCAUUGUUCUAGAUAUUGACUACGAGUCAGGAACUCCGAUGCAGAGUGCUGCCAAAGCUCCUUAUCUGGCAAAGUUCAAAGUCAAGCGAUGUGGAGUGAGUGAGCUUGAGAAAGAAGGUCUGCGAUGCCUCAGCGAUUCUGUAGAAGACGGCGGAGAAAACUCUGAAGCCGCCCAGAAGGUCUGCUGGCAAGCAGCCAUCUUUAAAGUAGGAGACGACUGCAGACAGGACAUGUUGGCGCUGCAGAUCAUUGGGCUCUUUAAGAACAUAUUCGCGCUGGUGGGGCUUGACCUGUUUGUAUUCCCAUACAGGGUUGUUGCUACGGCUCCUGGAUGCGGUGUAAUUGAGUGUAUCCCGGACUGUAAGUCUCGUGAUCAGCUGGGCAGGCAGACCGACUUCGGCAUGUACGACUACUUUAGAAACAAGUACGGUGACGAGUCCACUCUGGCUUUCCAGAAGGCGCGGUAUAAUUUCAUCCGUAGCAUGGCUGCCUACAGCCUGCUCCUCUUCCUGCUGCAGAUCAAAGACCGGCACAACGGCAACAUCAUGCUGGACAGCAAAGGCCACUUGAUUCACAUCGAUUUUGGCUUUAUGUUCGAGAGCUCUCCGGGUGGGAACCUGGGCUGGGAGCCAGACAUCAAGCUGACCGAUGAGAUGGUGAUGAUCAUGGGGGGCAAAAUGGAGGCCACUCCAUUUAAGUGGUUCAUGGAGAUGUGUGUGCGUGGAUAUCUUGCUGUAAGGCCGUAUAUGGAUGCUGUGGUGUCAUUGGUGACCUUGAUGCUGGAUACUGGCCUUCCAUGCUUCAGAGGACAGACCAUAAAACUGCUCAAGCAAAGGUUCAACCCCAACAUGAGUGAAAAGGAGGCUGCGGCAUUUAUGAUUAAAGUCAUCGAGCGUUGCUUCCUCAGCAGCAGGAGCAAAACCUAUGACAUGCUACAGUAUUACCAAAACCAGAUCCCAUACUGAUGGCACUAUACUUCAUCCUCCUUCACUCCAUAAUUAUCUACGCCUCUUAGCUGUCCCCCUUCCUCUGACAUCAGUGGCCAUAUCUGACCAAAUGUCCAUAUAUAAGGACAAGCACUUUACAUAAUUCUUAGCCCCCCAACACAGAGAGAAGGUAAUGGCAGAGUGGAAAUUGUAGGUCAUUUGUUUCCUGCAGAGCUGCUGCAGAGCCUCUGUAGUCAUCUGCUGUACAAAAUGCUGUAUGUUCAAUGAGUCUGUUUUUAUCUCCCUUUAAGAUUUACACUGUAAUGGACUCAAACCCCUUACGUUAACAUUUCACUUUGAAUGUUUACAGCAUUCUAAUCUGCAAGACUGGGUAUGGUUUGUUUACUACCAGAGAAGCCAUCUUUGUCACCUUGACCCACAUAGUACUGUAAUUGCUUGUGUGCUCCUGCAGCAAUCUGCUAUUGCGCAAUAUGUCUACCUGUACCGUGUCAUGUUUUAAUAGGCUGUGCACUGGAUGUUUAAUUAUUAUUCCGAUCAAACCAUUGGUGUUAUCUUAAAGACAUGCAUAUAAUUGGAGUACUUUUGCAUGUACUUGAAUAGACUUUUUUGGUAAUGCUUUCGCUUGCUAAAAGGAUCUUAAUGUCUCAGAUUUCACACUUCAGCUCUUAUGCUUGUGGCAAUCUGUAAAGAAUUGGCUUCACUUUAUUUUAACUUUAUUUCAAAGAAUUUAUUCACUGUGCUGUCUGGUGGAAUCAUUAAUCUGUUAAAUGAUUUUGUUUUAAUAGACAUUAUCCAGAGAACUAUUGUAGUAUAUGGAAUGUGAAGGUGAACCUUAUUUUGUGUGUGUGUAAAUAAAGUCUGAGAUACAUGUGUGAGAUUAUGAUCAAUGGCUGAAUGAUGACGCAGAACUUUAUAUUAUUGUAAGCCUUAAUGUUCCCAUUAGUGCAUUAAUAGAUUAUCACCUUCUGUAUCUAUCAAGUCAAGCUUUGUUCCUUUGGUGUGUUUUUAUUUAUACAGCUGUGCAAUAAGCCCCAUUUUACUGGUGUCUUGUUAGAUGCUGGUUGGAAAAGUGGAGCUGUGAUGGUGAGCUCUUUUGUGGUGAGCUCAAUAGACUAGUGCUCUACAGUCAAAAUGCUAGUUGGCUUUACACAGACUGCAUGGAUGUGGAAAACAGGGAUUUGCUGAUUGCAUUUCCAGUACCCCUGAUGUAGAAUGAUGGUGUGUUUCAGUUGAAGUUUAAUAUGCUCCUAUGUCAAAUAAUACAAACUGUUUAAAAAAAAAGUGUGCAUGUGUUGUUUUUUAACG